AAUCUAAUGUGUAAGAAAUACAAAAGAUUGUUUAGAGAGUUAAAAAAAAGGAUCGAAUCCUAGGAACACGUCUUUCCCUUCUUCACGCUCGAAAGCAUAUCGAAUUCGAGAUUCAGCUUCCUUGGAGUCACCUGGCAGUGGUCGGACCGGAUCCACGCUCGAUCGCGUUUUACUAUCGCGAUCACUCGAAGAAGAUCUUCGUCCUGGUCUUCUUCGUCCUCUUCGUCGUCGUCGUACUCGUCGUCGUCGUCAUCAGGUGAACAACGUCGGGAGAUCGUAAGGCGGCCAACUCGGGUGGACUCAUUGUCAGUGGUAUUUCCAAUUGGCCCGUUGCGAUCUCCGGGAGUGAAACCGGUUCGACGACCAGCCCUGUCCUCGUCCCUCCGUCCUUCCUUCUACCCCUCCCCCACUACCCCACCCCUUUUUCUCUCUUUUUCUUUUACUCUCUGUUUCUCAUUCUCUCUCAUUCUCUCUCAUUCUCUUUCUCUUUCGUUCUUCGUCCGAGCUCAACUCUCUUUUUCUCCUCGCUCGAUCGCUCUCGCCUUAGCAGCGGACUUGCUGCUCCUUCGCCCCGGCUACUAGUUCCAACGUCGCGAGUAUUUUCAGUGCUCACGAGACUCUCAACGUUCUCCACGAAUGAUCACCACGGAAGUUACCGACCGGUUUCGCUUCUUCUUCUUCUUCUUCUGGUUCUUCUUAUUCUUCUUAUUCUUCUUCGGAGUUCCUCUUUUCCGCGAGUUCAUUGUCGAAACAUCCUGCAGUGAGUGAGAAAUCCCGUCUAUAAUCGAUUCUUAUGAACUUGGAUGAUAUUAAACGAGUUCUAUUGUGUUCAAGUUAAAUCCGAUCGGAUAAGAUUUCUACGAAGAUUUUUUAAUUGUGUUUACAUAUUCAUGAACUCGAACGGACCGAGAACAAAGUGACCAACUUGGAGAUUCUUUUUUUUCUGUUUUACGAGACAACGAAAGGAUAUUGAACUUUUUUUGUCGGCCUCGAAUUGUGUUCUGUCAACGAAUGUGAACAAAACAAGCUUGAUAGACACGAGUGAAUUGUGAAAAGAAAGAAAGAAAGGAAAGAAAGGAAGAAAAGGAAGAAGGAAGGAAGGAAGGAAGGAAGGAAGAAAUAAGACGCGAGUGUCGUCAGUAACACGCGAAAUGCACCCUCCGGAUCGUUGCGUGCGCGUCGUCGGAGUCGCGCGCUUUUCACUCGCAUACGCGAAUCUCGACGAUGAAACGUGUCGAUAUUCGUCAUAACAAUUUUCAGAGAAGAUCGUACGACAGUGUUUUUCUAUAGGUUAACGAACGUCUUCUAUAAAAAGGAAAGGAAGAAAGAGAAAAUAUCUGAUAAAGUCUUUCGACUUCGAACUAUGAAACGGACUGUACUGUGCACGAUAAGACCCGGAUAAAACUCAUAUACAGAGACACAGACACAAAGAAUUCCUCUUUUUCUUUCGUAGUGGACAUGUGCGUGAAAUGGAUUCACCACGACCUUACCGGUUAUUCGUUCGAGUUGUUAGUUCGCCGCGUGUGUGCAUCGAGAUUAUAAGUAUAGAUCUGUUUUAGAUAAAAGAGGAAGAACAGUUGCAAAUAUUACGAGAGAGAGAAAGAAAGAGAAAGAGAAAGACCUGUCUAAGCGUAUGUGUGUGUGUGCAUUUAUGUAUUCGGGUAAACACGCCUAUGCUCGAACAACAACCACCAACGGUGGUGACGCGUAACGGCAGUCGCGUUUAUCGAAUUAGGCUUAACGUCGUCGUCGUCGUCGUCGUCAUCGUUGUCGUCGUCGGUGGCAUCGUGCGUAAGGUGGCAAUAAAAUUCAUUCGAGCAUCAUGGAUGCGUGGAAUCGCGGAAGGAUUAUCUACGCUUAUCUCAUAUGGGUCGUCUUCAAGGCUACAGCAGCUGGAGGACUGUCCGAUGACACGAAUUCGUUGGUCGAGGAGCUCGUCGUCGAGGCCGGCAAGAACGUGACGUUGAAUUGUCCAGGAGUGACGGAAGACUCUCUGGUGUAUAUGCUCGAGUGGCGAGCCAACGGUAUGCAGCUGCUCGAGUGGCAGGCUAACGGGAUGCAACACGAACAUGCCAACAGGGGCACCGAUGUUUGGACUCAUCAGAAUAGGGUCUCUCUCUCUUUGAAAAAUUACGCUCUACAAUUUCAUCCUGUCACAGCACCGGACUCGGCCAAGUACGAGUGCCUAAUAAACAAUCGUAGUACACCGGAUGCCGUCAUUAAGCUCAUCGUUCAAGACGUGCCAGAUCCGCCAGAACGUCCUCUCAUAACAAGCUUUACAUCCAAAUCCGUGAAUCUGUCUUGGGCACCUGGCGCUAAUUCUCAUAACAACCCAAUUUUGCACUACGUCAUAUACACAAGGGUUAACGAGGAUGGUUCCUGGGACGCAAUGAAAGAAAUAGUGACACCAACAAGCGCAACAGUUUACACGAUCGAAAAUUUAACACCAUUCACGGUCUAUAGCUUUCGCGUGGCGGCAGUAAACGCGAUGGGCCGUAGCAAGGCGAGUCAAGCAUCCUACUACAUCAUCACCUUGAGAGAGAUUCCCGAAGGUAAACCCCUUAUCACUAGCGCGUACAACACAUCGUCGACGUCUAUAUAUUUGGCAUGGAAACCACCUAGUCGUGACACUAUACAUGGCGAAUUUCUUGGAUAUCGAAUUGGAUAUAGACCACGAGACAAAACGAAUAUGGAAAUGAAAGAUAUCUACAUACGAGAUCCCGCAGUAGACAAUCACAGUAUUCAUAAUUUGGAAAUAUACACGCAGUACCUCGUAUCUCUUCAAGUUUUCAAUCCGGAAGGUCAUGGACCAGCCACAACAGUUUCAGUGAUGACCGACGAAGGAGUGCCAACGAAACCCCAGAAUUUCACGUCACGUGGAAUAACCUCGACUACCAUAGAACUGUCAUGGUCCGAGCCAGAAAGUGCCAACGGCGUCAUAACCGGCUACCGUGUUUAUUAUUUGCAUUCCAAUUAUACAGACGUUCAAACUCUCAAGAUAUAUGACAAUAGCGGGCCCAACGUUGAAUUCGUAUUAAAAGAUUUAGAGCCUUACAUCGUCUACGAUAUAUGGGUGAAAGCUUACACGUUGAAAUACGAGGGUGAGCCUUCCGGUCACAUUAUUCGUAGGACUGACAUCGCUGGACCAAGCGAGCCACAAAUUUUAAAUUUGACUUGCCAUUCGCAUGAUUCAGUUUAUAUUCAAUGGGCAAGGCCAUCGGUCUUCUGGGGAUCCGUCGAUUAUUAUUACAUCAAUUAUCGUACGGAAACAAGUAAAUAUUUUGAGGAAAUCGAAUUAACAGCCGAGAAGAAUCAUCUUGAAAGUGCCAUGAUCGUACCAAAUUUAACGAUGAACACGGUCUACGAGUUUAUCAUACGUGGAGCAACGAAAAGUACAAUCAACGAUCGACUGAUCAUACAAGGAGAAAGUUCUGCACCACGAAAUGUUUUGGUUACUCACGACUGCGAUAAGAUUCCACCGUUAAAACGUCGUAGCAGCAAGGAUCUCAGUGCUAGUGUGAUAGCUGGCAUGGUUUGUGCUUGCUUCGCCGUCAUGCUAGCGAUCACAGCCUUCGUUCUCUGGAAACCGAUUUUCAGAAAAUGCUUUCACACGGCCUAUUACUAUCUGGAUUAUCCACCACGAAAUGUGCCGACCCUACAAGAAUGGGAGAACAGUGAGCAAGAUGGCGAAAGAACCGCCGUAAGCGUUCAACAAUUCGUUCAACAUGUCGCCAAGUUGCACGCCGAUGGUGACAUCGGAUUCAGCAAGGAAUACGAGAUUAUUCAAUCGGAGAGUGGAGGUUACACUGUUGAGAAUUCGCAAUUCGCUGAAAAUAAGGCGAAGAAUCGAUACCUCAACAUACUCGCAUACGAUCACACGCGUGUACAAUUGUUAUCGUGCGGUGGAGGACCACCUAAAAAAGGGCAAGAUUAUGUAAACGCAAAUUACAUCGAUGGAUGGCAACGUACACGAGCUUACAUUGGAACUCAAGGACCUUUGCCACCGACGUUUGAUGGUUUCUGGCGUAUGGUUUGGGAACAACGUGUAUCGAUCGUUGUGAUGAUCACUAAUCUUGUCGAACGUGGUCGUAGAAAAUGUGAUAUGUAUUGGCCCAAAGAAGGCACCGAAACUUAUGGUUAUAUUCAAGUUACUUUAGUCAGAGAGGACAUCAUGGCAACUUAUACUAUUCGUACUCUUCAAAUUCGACAUCUCAAGCAGAUUAAGAAGAAGAAGAAUGGGACCAAUAUGGGAGAACGUACGAUAUGGCAGUAUCAUUAUACCGGUUGGCCUGAUCAUGGUGUUCCUGAUCAUCCUCUACCCGUUCUCAGUUUUAUUCGUAAAUCUUCCAAUGCUAAUCCAUCCGACGCUGGCCCUAUAGUGGUCCAUUGCAGCGCUGGAGUUGGACGUACUGGGACCUACAUCGUGAUCGACGCCAUGCUGAAACAGGCCAAGAGCAAAAACGAAAUCAAUGUAUUUGGAUUUUUAAAACACAUUCGAACGCAGAGAAACUUUUUAGUUCAGACAGAGGAACAAUACAUUUUCAUUCACGAUGCUUUGCAAGAGGCAAUCGAAAGUGGAGAGACCAAUAUAGAAGCAAAUAAUUUGAUGCAGCAUAUUCAAGACAUGCUAUGCCCGUCCAAUAACAAAACAGACGCUUGGAAUAACUUAGAUACUCAAUAUAAACUCGUGACGUCAUGGAAACCAAAGGACUUCAAUCUCGUGUCCGCGACCAAAUCCUGUAACAUUCACAAAAAUCGUAAUAUGGAGAUUAUACCAAUCGAAAAUGCUCGUGUACAUUUAACACCAAAACCUGGUGUUGAUGGAAGUGAUUACAUAAACGCAACGUGGUUCUCGGGAUUCCAAAGGAAUCGUGAGUUUAUUAUAACUCAACAUCCUAUGGAGAAUACCAUAAUGGAGUUUUGGCAAAUGAUGUGGGACCACAAUGCUCAGACGAUCGUAAUGUUGACUCAGUGCGACGAGGAAUACCCCGAGUUCUGGCCAACGGAAGGAAAGGAUUUGGAAUCAGAAACUUUCCGAGUACGAUUAUGUGGUAUUAAGGAAACAGUCAGUGGAAUCAUUCUACGCGAGGUAGCCGUCCGAUCUUUACAGGACGAUUACGAAUUAAGUGCAAGAAUCGUUCAAGGACCAUUGAAUCAAGGUGGUUUAUGGCCUCACAAUAAUAACCCCAAAGUAUUCGUCAAUGUGAUACAAGACUUUCAUAGAGAUUAUCAAAAUGGUCCAAUCGUCGUUAUGGAUAGGUACGGUGGCGUGGAGGCUGCUCUUUUCGUACUGCUAACAACUCUGAACAAACAGCUGGAGUUCGAACAGUCCGCGGACAUUUACAUGUUCGCAAAAUUACUGUACAUGAAGAGACCGGGUGUAUUCCGAUCGAAGGAGGAUUACGUUCUACUCUAUCAAUGUCUUGAAUCAAUGCUGUCGUCGAAAGUACGUGGUGAACCAGAUCUCUAUGCGAUGGCGAACGGACACGUGGCAACGAUGAGUAGUAACGAUCCGAACGAGAUUAGAUCGGCUUCCUCCAUGCAACACAUGGCAAUGGAUUAUCCCGUGAAGGCAGCACCACCGAUGAUACGAGAAUAUGCGACGGUGGAGGUGAGCACCGAGUACCUGUCCGACUACACGAUCCCCAUAAGGGUGGACCAUCCGAUCGAAUCUUCGUCGAGCAAUCGUGGAAGUGAGACUUGUCUGGCCGCUCAUGGUAGCAACGAUCAUGGCAUAUCCGAGAAGAACAUUGUGGUUAGCCAAAGGAACGUUAGCUAUCACAAUCAUCCACCGGGUGUUUCGGUGACGGUCGAUGCGAACGGUUACAUCACGAACGGCAGUAUGCGCGUGCCACCUGAGGGUAUGGAGGCGAGCUGCAAGAUAUUACCGCAAUGAUGCCGGCCUAUCUUCGGUUGCAGCGUCGCCUCACGUCGUUCAGAACCGCUGUAAUCGACCGUUUCUUCCUCAUAAACGGAAGUGUAUUUACGUCCCUCAUGACACCAGAAGGAGCUGUUCGAUUGGAAAGAUCCUCGCACAAUGGAAAAGCUGACCGUUCGAGUAUACAAGAUCAGCCUCGGGGGAUUAUCGAACGUACAUUCGUGUAAAUAUGUCCACGUGAAUCUAGAAUAACAUAACGAAACAAAACGAAACAAGAAAUGAAAAACUGAACGAAAGCUUGACUAAACAAAACUGAACAAAAAAUGAAAGAAACGAACGAAUAAAAGGGCCGAGGGAGAAAAAAAUGAAAAAGAAAAUAAACUAAGUCUCGUCUUAAUCGUUUAGCCGAGUAAAGUGACAAAAAGGAAAGGGAAAUGUUUUUGCUGAUUUUGCACGUUUCGACGGUUGAUUCGAAUAGAUCGCGUUUAUCUUGUCCAUCUUGUAAGUGUACGCUGUUUCAUUCUUGUAUAUAUCGCCCAUUCACAUUACGUAUAAAUAUUAUACAUAUAUACAUACAUAUAUAAAUAUACAUAUAAAUAUAAAGUCGACCAGCCGACAGCCCGAGUUGCCAAAGAAUCAUUAAGGAUAUACUCUUUUUAAUCGAUAAGAAAGAGGAGGACGAUAGAUCAAAUUCGCGAAUGGGUGUGUAAAUAUUUCGUAUAGAUAUAAGUAUGUAUAUAGAUAUAUGCAGACGCGUAUAGACCAGAUAUGUGUGUGUAUAUAUUUAUAAACAUAUACAUAUAUAUAUAUAUAUAUAUAUAAAUAUGAAUAUAAAAAUUAUUGUAAUAUCUAUACGUUAGCCACUUGUGAUGACGUGUGAUUGGAUCAGAUCCAGCUCGCAAUUAUAUCGUACGUAUAUAAGAUAUGAUACCUACGAUUACAACAGCGAUAUUAUUCACCUACUAUCGCUCGAGUGAGCCUUCACGUCUGCCCUCUCUCAUUUUUUUAUUAUUACGUCCUAAUAUGACAAAUCGAGCGUUUGAUCGCGCCCGCGUUAACGAUUCGAUUUAUUCAUUCGAUGUUUUUAUUUCGAUAUACGUAAAUGCUCCAAACGUCACAAAUAGUCGUACGGUUUUGUAACUGUAGAAAACGAAAAACAAAAAAAAAAAAACAUACAAAAAAAAAUCAAAAUACAUUAGGUACAUAGAGUAAUUCGAAAUGAUACAAAUUUCAAAACCGUACGAGCGAAACUUUGUUGAUAACUUCUGUAAUUUUACUGACGUAAUCGCAUUGAUCGUCUUUCAUCAUUAUCAUCAUCAUCAUUAUCAUCAUUGCAUCCUUUUUCUCUCUCUCCCGUAAACAAAUGACAUUUUUUAAGCACAACGAUGCAGCGAGGCGAAUGAUGCCGAUGACAAUCGUGAUAUUUUAUUGAGGAUGAACCUUCCAAACGCUGCACAAUUUCGUCCCAUUGUUUAUAUUACGUUAUUAUUAUUGUUUUUUUUAUUCUUCUUCUUCUUCUUUUUCUUCUUCUUCUUCUCCUUAUUAUUAUUAUUAUUAAUAUUAUUAUUAUUAUUAUGUUUACUACUACUACUAUUACUACUACUACUACUAUUAUUAUUACUAUUAUUAUUAUUUUUAUUAUUUUUAUUAUUAUUAUUAUUAUUAUUAUUAUUAUUAUUAUUAUUAUUAUUAUUAUUAUUAUAUAACAAGUCAUACGUAAAUACGAUGAGCACAAUGUGAGUCAGUAAAUUCUAAGUAUAAAUCGGCCAAGAAAGAAGACCGCGACCACUCUCUUUCCGUGCACCUUUCCUUCUAAUCUAAUCUUUGCUAUGCGGAAACUUUUUCUUAUUAAUAAUAAUUUCAAGCCUUGCAAUUGGUGUUCGUCGCGACGCGUUUAACGAUAACAGAUCGGAAGCGGUUGCGUCCAAAAAGUGGAUUAUAAUAAGUACAUAUAAAACAAAAUAUAUGUACGUAAGUACAUACAAAGAAAUAGAAAAUGAAAAAUGAAAUAUAAAAAAAAAAAAAUGCUCUGGACGUUGCGAUUGAGAAAUGAACUAUGUGAGAAUAAAAAUGAGAGGAAUAAGAAAAAAAAGUUAGUUGACGAAUUAAUGGAAGAGCAUUUUGGUCCACUGAUCAAAAAAGAAAAGAGAAGAGGAAAGGAAACAGAAGAAAAAAAAAAGAAAAAGAAAAAGCUCUACCUUCUUUUGGACGCAAUCGUACGUGCCUUCAACAUCUCCUCGUCGUCGUACGUGACGCGCGAAAUUCAAAGUCGGAACAAACGCGUGAUUUUUUACUCUGAUAAGCUAAUCGCACGUUUCGAAAGAAUAUUAAAUAAAGAUAACCAAAAAAAAGAAAAAAAAAACCCAAAAAACGAAAAAGGGAAAAAAAAGAAAGAACGACAAUUAAGCGAAGCAACAAAAAAGAAGAAAUAAGUAAAUAGAAACAAAACGAAACAAACAAAGAAAAAAAAGGAUGAUAAUUCAUAGGAUGUGCGAGAAAACGGUGCGUCGAACGUUCAAACACAUGUUGUUCUCAACAACGCUUUGGCAUUCUCUUCCAGUGGCCAUAUUGCCGGUGCCUCGUUGCCAUUUCUUUUUGUCAAUACGUUCGCGCGCGCGCGGUGUAUACACACACGAAGACUGAAGUUCUUGUUUCUUGUUAAAUAACUUUUAGAGACAUUAAUGUAAGCAACGAUUGAAAGGAAGGGAGAGAGCAGAUGGAAAAUGUGUACAAUAUAUGACGUCAAAGGUAGAACAAGUGUAUGAAUGUAAUGAAAGAAAGAGAGAGAGAGAGAGAGAGAGAGAGAGAGAGAGAGAGAGAGAGAGAGAGAGAGAGAGAGAGAGAGAGAGAGUCUAUAAAUAUGUGUCUGUGCUUAAGUGUGUAACGUGCGUAUGUUUGUGUUCAAUGACCACAUCUUAUAAAAAAUGAAUCGUGUGUCACAUAAUAAGUGUAUUGAACUGAACAAGACAAAGAUGAAAACAUUGAAUAUUCUAUCUUCGUCUUACUCAUUAUAGAUAUUUAUAUAAAUUUUAUGUUUCGAAAACUUGAAGAAAUUACUUAUAGACGCGUGCAAUUGUCUUUUCCGAAAGGCAUUGACUAAUCGAAUUUUAUCUUGUUAAGUUCAACUGAUUAGAUUAAGUAAAUGAGAUACACGAUUCGUUUUUAUUCUUCAUUUUACCGAUCGUGGAAGAUGAACGAAGGACGAAAAGAAUAUCAGCUGUUUAACAAUGAUCGUUAUCAUUAUCAUAUUGAUUGAAUAUAAAAGAUCGAGGGCAAAAUUCUUGACAGAUUUUUUGAUUGAUUAUUUUCAUCUAUAGAGUUAUAAUUGAUCGAGAAUUAAUCGAUCCUUCGUUCGUUUAUCGAAUCGUUUGAAAAGAAUGGAGUAAUUAUCAUCGCACACGAUGACGUAACAAUGAUAAAAUCGGUCAGUGGAAAUAAAAAAGAAAAGAAAUGAAACGAAAGAAAAGAAAAGGGGAAGAAAAAGAAAGGAAAAAAAAACAGAAGAAAGAAAGCAAGAAAAAGAGAACGUGUGACGUCGUCUCGAAGGUCUUUAAAGCGAUCUCGAUCUCGGCCGGAACGAUUUACGAUUCCGUUUCGUUUCUUCAAGCGGCUGUGCGUAACUUGUAAUUAUAAUUGUAAUGUUAUACGAUUUAAGAGCGUGAGGCACGAUUCGAGUCGAGUCACGGGUAUCGAAAGUUAUUUAUUGUAUCGUGAGAUCGAGUAUCGAUCGGAGGAACCUUCGAACUUCGUGCGAAUAAAAAUAAAAGUGAAGAAACACUUCUUUCUUUUCUUAUCUUCUUUCGAUUGAAAUAAAUAACGAUCUUAAAUAACGAUCGAUCUUUAAUAUCGAUCGAUCGAAGAGUAGAAUUUAUAAAACUGAAAGGAAAAAGGAAAAAGAAGAAGAGGAAGAAGAAUAAGAAUAAGAAUAAGAAUAAGAAUAAGAAUAAGAAGAAGAAGAAGAAGAAGAAGAGGAAGAGGAGGAGAAAGAAGAAGAGAAAGAAGAGAAAAAGAAGAAAAUGAAGAAGAGAAACACAUUUGUAUCAUACAUGUAUACCUGUCGCAGUGUAAUUAGCCGUAAUUAAAUAAUUGUCGAUAUCGAUACGGCUAUCGUAAAAGUUUCGUAUACGUUUCGUACGAAUACUUUGAGAAUAGUCGAAUCGAUUCUUCGUCGCGAUGUCCAAAAUAGAUGAUACGUGUAAAGACAAUGUUUAUCGGAGUUAUACGUUGUUUAAGAGGAAGAACAGGAAUGAUAUUAUAUUAUAUGAUUAUAUUAUAUUAUAUAUUAUAAUUAUAUUAUAUUAUAUUAUAUUAUAUUAUAUUAUAUUAUAUUAUAUUAUAUUAUUAUAUACGUAAAAAGAGGAAAGGAACAAACAAACAAAAAAAAAGAAAAAUAAGAGACAGAGAAGACGUUUUCAGACAAGCAUACACACACACGGUGAAAAAUACACUGGUGACACGCAAUUACUCUAGUAACAAAAAUGGAAAAAAAGAAAAAAAGAAAAAAACUAAAAUAAAAAUACAUUAUAAAUACAUCGCAUAAGCAACACAGGUGCGUCGCGGUUAAGAUUUCAGAUAAAUAUAUUAUAUACAGAUAUUUAUGAUAUGAACGGCUGUCGGAGAAUAAUGAAGGAUUAUGUUCUGAGAUCGUUUGAAAGAUUGUAUUGGACGAGAUACCGCUCCGCCAUUGUUUCGCGAGGUCUCCCUGUAGCAUGUAAAAUGAGAAAAAAACAUUUAAAAACAUAUUUUUUUUAAUCUUUUUUUCUCUUUUUCUUCCUGUUCUUUUCUUUUUUUUUUUUUUUUAAUUUUUCUUCUCAUUUCUAACGUGUCCAAUAAAAAAUUUCUCAUGCGAUGCGUUAUCUCGUCGGACGGAGAGCGGAGAACACUGUAUUGUAUUUUACGAUAUUACGUAAUUAUUGUAUAUGUACCUAUAUGGAUAACGGGGAGGAAGAAAAAAGAAAAGAAAACAGAUAUAGGCGCCUAAAUACGACAUAUAUAUAUAUAUAUACACAUAUAUAUAAAUAUAUAUAUACAACCAUAUAUAUAUAAAUAUAUAAAUAUAUAUAUGUAUAUAUAUAUAUGAGAAUGAUCGUAAUUAAAUCAAAAAUCACGAUCACUCGCGUAUAAUUCGAAGAUUAAAAACAAGAAAUUAGGUGUAUAUAUAGACAGAUAAAUUAGACUCUAGUCAACGUAAUAUUCGUAAGGCGACGCGCACACAUUCUUUCCGAUUGUCUUUUUUCGUUUACUUUGUUUUUUUUUUUUCAUUUUUGUCUUUCUUUUAUUAUUUCUUUUUAAUAGUUCAUUUCUCACUUCUUCAUUGUUUCUUCUCGAUUCACAUUUCUAACAUAAUCACGAUUCUUUCUUAAACAAUUUCUUCUUCUUCAAUUUUCCUUCUUCUCAUUCCUUUCCUUCUUUCCUUUUUUCUUUUGCUGUUAAUUUUUCUUUCUUUUUCUUUUUUUUUAUUUUCUUUGUGUGCACUCCUUUUCUUAUCGUUUUUUUUUUGUAUUCUAUCGUGCCGAAAAAAAGGCGAGAAGAAGGAAUAUAAAUAUCAUAGACACACAGAACACACAAACAAACACAUACACACAUACACGUUCACAUAAACGCAUCCUAUCUAUCCCUAAAACGAGGUUGCGUUUACGGCUGUUUGCUCGGGAAAGGAGACUCAUUACUUUCUAUGCGUAGGAAUGAUUGUCUUCGUACGUAUUACCGUUAUUAUAUAUAUAUAUAUAUAUAAGAUAUAUAUAUAUAUUUAUUUAUAUUUAUAUAUCUUAUAUAAUCGUAAAGAAAAUUUUCGUUAAAAGCCCCCCCACAGCAGAUCGAUAACCCUUCUAGAAUUUGCACAUGCACGUGCUGUGACUAUUCCGUUAAGUAGCGAUACGUAAUUAAUACAUGUAAAUCUUUUUGUAAGUAUCUCAAGUUUUAUUGUUUAUCCCAACUCAUAUUCUCUGUAUCUAUUAUUCUUCUUUUCUUUUCUUUUUCUUCUUCUUCUUUCUUAUUACUUUAAUUUCAAAAACUUUUUUCUUAAUCUAUCUCAAUUCUUCUUCCGACCGAUCAUUUCUCAAUUUUCACGGUAAAUCUUUACACUGUUCGAUCACUCAUUCGUUCAUACGAUUUUUCUAUUUUGUUGUUGUUUUUUUUUUCUUUUUCUUUUCAUCUACAGUAAACAAGAUUGUCUUACGUAAAAAAAGAAUGCAUCGAGAGAUAUGCAAUCUCUUUAUGCGGGUCUACACGAUGAUAAUUAAUCAAUUUAAGUAUUAUAUAUAUCUAAGACGAUGUUUCCAGGUACUAAAUAACCUUAUCAAUAAUUUAAAUGGAAAACUUUCAUUUAAAUAAAAGAAUAGUUUGUAUUCUUUGGAAACAGCGGAGAGUUCCUAGGUGAAUCGGCGAUAUUAUGAAAUUAAUACUUCUGUUUCUCUCAAUCUCUCUCUCUCUCUCUCUCUCUCUCUCUCUCUCUCUCUCUCUCUCUCUCUUUUUCUCACUCUGUUUUGAAUCUUUCGACAAUGUCAAUGAUUUUUUCUUAUCGAACACGUUAAUAACACGUGACAACAAUGAGCAGCCAUUUUUGUCAAUAUACACAUAAUACAUAAAAGAUAUAUAUACAUAUACAUGAAAAAGACGAUCAAAGAUUGUGUUUCUCGAAAAUUAUAAUCUGAAAUUCCUUCUUUCUACGUACUUAUGUACCGUUGUUUCUCACUGCCUUUCUAAUGCUAAUGGAAAGAAAUUUACAAAAAGAAAAGAAUAAGAAAAGAAACAAAAGAGUCUUUUCGCUAAGAUAGACGAAGAAUGCUUAUUGCUCAGUUUCAGCGAAAACCAUGAAAAAAGAAAAUAUAUUUCUAUGCAUAUAUAAAAGGUGUUAUCAUGAGAAUUUCCUAAUCGAUAUUCGAAUAUGUGUUUUAUUUAAAUUAAAAGUAAAUCAAUAAAUUAUUCACUAAACAAUAAAUUGUACAACGAUUUUCAUUGUUCUUUCAACGAUUUACUUGUCACAAAAUAUUUCUUAAUUUAUUUACUAAACAGAGAUAUUAUGUAUUGCUGAAGUUUGAUAAAGCUAUUUUAAAGACACCUUGUAUAUAUACAUAUACAUAUAUACAUAUAGAUAUAUAAUUACUAUGGGGAUUUAAUUUCUCACGUUAAAAAAAAAUGAUAAAAAAAGAACAAAAACAUAAACGAAAGAACGAACAAGAAGAUAAAAAAAAAAGAAUAAAAGAAAAUACAAGAGAUAAGAAAAAUGAAAGGGAGAAAGCUGAAUUACUAUAUCGCAUAAAGGCACGCUAUCGUGCCACACUUCUAUUUGUACAAAACGAUAACUAAUAAUGUCUACGAGAAAGGAAAAAAUAAAGAUUGUAUGUCGUCUCGAAUCGAACGUUGUCGAGUGAUCUGAAUUACGAAUACGCGUUGCGCGAGAAUUUAAAACGUGAAUUAUUAUUUACUUUUACAUCGGGAAACACAUCCGAUCGAUCGAUGGAAAAAAUGUAAUUUUGCUGUUUUUUAAUAUUUAAAAAAAUUUAUUUUCUUUUUUCCCUUUCUUUUUUUAUUUUUUAUUUUUUUGUUAACCUUCCCUUCGAUUCUCUCUCUUUUUCGUAAUAAAUUUGUUAGAUAUAAUCAAACUUUAAAACAAGAUCGAACGCGGGUUCUUUGAACUGGCUUUUUAGAAACAAAAGAAAAAAAAAACAAAAAACAAAAAAAAGGAAAAGAAAAAAAUUUUCUAGAAAAUUAAUAACAAUUUUCACCUUGAUACAAGAUUUGAACAGGUAAGUGAAUUAAUGUCAAUUAGUGAAAAAGAAAGUAAUGCUUAUCUUCAUAUUAAAAAAAAAAACUUGAGAACGAAUUGUCAUUCUUUUUUUUUCAGCUUCGUUAAUAUUAUAUUUUGAUUAAGUUUUGUGCAGCUUUAGAUUGAUCGAAAGAGAACGAGCUCAACGAUUCUCCUCUGAGAUACUAUGCUAUAAAUAUCUGUAUAGUAUACGUACAUAAAUUUAAUUUACAUCGUAAUCAUACUUACGUAACUUACGUAACUUCGUAUCAAAUGAAAUAUUUAUAAAAAUUAAUCCAGAAAAUAGAAAAAAGAAAGAAAAGAAAAAAGAAAAGUUGACGAAUACAGUGUUACUCCUCUCGGAUCGUCCUGAAAAAUUACGGAUGCAUAAUUUAUAAACACCGAAGGUGAAGAUAAUUUGUAUAGGAGCGAAGUCUGUUAGAAUGGCUAUAUCAUCGUUCGCGUGCGUAAUUAUUUUAUAAUAACAAAGGUUUUUCAAUAACUCGAGAAAAUCACGUUUAAUCGUACGCCUAAUGCAAUAUGUAACGAAAAUACGAAAAGCACAAAAUUUGUAAUGUGUACUUGCACUCAUUGUGAUUUAACAAAUGACGGAUGAAGAAAUAAAUGUAAUAGGAAUCACAAAAAGA
Molecule: messenger RNA, 14272 nt
Organism: Vespula vulgaris
Lineage: Eukaryota; Metazoa; Arthropoda; Insecta; Hymenoptera; Vespidae
Gene: Ptp99A
Product: tyrosine-protein phosphatase 99A
Exons: 20
Coding region: 1823-5896 (1357 amino acids)
Biological process (GO): protein dephosphorylation
Molecular function (GO): protein tyrosine phosphatase activity; protein binding
Source: RefSeq, a predicted model, not a curated record